This is a messenger RNA of Myotis daubentonii (Daubenton's bat), 745 nucleotides long. Its product is annotated as protein LEG1 homolog. The record is from RefSeq and is a predicted model, not a curated record. Lineage: Eukaryota; Metazoa; Chordata; Mammalia; Chiroptera; Vespertilionidae.
CACAACCAGUGAGAAGAUGUGGUCUUCUUUGAUUACCCCCACUUUUCUAUUCCUGAGGUUUUUUUCUGUGGAAUUGGCCCCAAAUCCAGGGUCAGCCACAGAUGAAAAUGACAGCUACCCCCCUUUUUGGUACCAGAUUAAUGGGGACAUAGCAGAAUUUCCAGUACAGAAUAACAAAACAAUCAUUGAUCCCUGGAAAUAUAUUGAUCGAUUAAAAAUGUAUAAAAUCCUUAUUGAAAAAUCAAACAGAUAUUUUGCUGGAUUUGGAAAAAACAAAACAGACAAUGUAUUGUGGGCACUCACCUUAUAUUAUGGACAGCUAUAUGAAACAGAUCGAUUUUCAGAACCUCCCAAUAGUUCAGUCUGUGCUUAUGACGCUGGAGCUCCUGGCUGUGUAUCUAUCAACAGUGGCUGGGGAGGCAUUAACUUCUAUGUGAUUGUUCUGUAUUUUCUUGCUGCAAUUGAGUCUGAGUUUCUGAAGGAUUUACCAUACCAGGUGGAGUUAGUAUCUCGAGAAGAAUACAGGUCUGACUUCUGUUAUUCGAUUGCAGAAUGCCGUGUAUCCUACCAACAAGCUAUGGAUCUAGCCAACAGGUUUUAUCAGUACUUGCUGUCCAGAGAGAUCACUUCCGUUAUCGGAGAUGUUCCUCAUUACAACCUAGAUGAGGACACAGUGGUCCUUUACAUGUGGGAGGCCCAUCAAGCCGGCAUUGAUAUUGGAACAUCGAAGUUCUCUGACGUGUAA